Molecule: messenger RNA, 2197 nt
Organism: Gossypium raimondii (Peruvian cotton)
Lineage: Eukaryota; Viridiplantae; Streptophyta; Magnoliopsida; Malvales; Malvaceae
Product: calcium-dependent protein kinase 4
Exons: 9
Coding region: 207-1793 (528 amino acids)
Biological process (GO): peptidyl-serine phosphorylation; protein autophosphorylation; intracellular signal transduction
Cellular component (GO): cytoplasm; nucleus
Molecular function (GO): calcium/calmodulin-dependent protein kinase activity; ATP binding; calcium ion binding
Source: RefSeq, a predicted model, not a curated record
GUUUCUAAGCAACUACAUCUCAAAAAUUAAGAGCAAAAAUACAGAAUAAAAAACCCACUAAUUGUCACUUCUUAUGGAUAUGAUUUUAGUAUUUAAAUAUAUUUAUCCACUUUAGCCAUUUUCUUCUUUGUUUCUCACCCUUUUCUUUUUGCCUUUCUUCAAGUUUCACUUGAAACUGUUUUAUAUUUGAGAACAUUGAUUGUUUGAUGGGCAAUACAUGCAGUGGAUCUUUCAAGGGGAAUCAAUUUGAGGGCUACAAAAAAACUUGUUCCAACUCUGAUUAUACCAAUUUGGCUGCAUCCAUUAGCCCCACAAAGACAGCUAACACCAUGAGAAGAGCCAUUGAUCACCAAGCUCAGUAUGUUUUAGGUCAUAAGACCCCUAAUAUCCUUGAGCUUUACACUUUAGGCCGUAAAUUAGGACAGGGACAGUUUGGGGUUACUUACUUAUGUACCGAGAUUUCGACCGGGAUUGAAUAUGCUUGUAAGUCGAUAUCGAAAAGGAAGUUGAUUUGCAAGGAGGAUGUGGAGGAUGUUAGGAGGGAGAUUCAGAUUAUGCACCAUUUGGCUGGUCAUAAGAAUAUCGUGACGAUCAAAGGCGCGUACGAGGAUCCUUUAUUUGUGCAUAUCGUGAUGGAGCUUUGCUCCGGAGGCGAACUGUUUGAUAGAAUUAUCCAGAGAGGGCAUUACACCGAGAGGAAGGCAGCUGAGUUGACUAAGAUCAUUGUUGGUGUUGUUGAGGCUUGCCAUUCACUUGGGGUUAUGCAUAGAGAUUUGAAGCCUGAGAAUUUCCUGUUGGUUAACAAGGAUGAUGAUUUCUCACUCAAGGCCAUCGAUUUUGGGCUCUCGGUGUUCUUUAAACCCGGCGAAGUAUUUAUCGAUGUUGUUGGAAGCCCAUAUUAUGUUGCUCCUGAAGUACUCCUCAAAUGUUAUGGACCAGAAGCAGAUGUAUGGACUGCUGGAGUUAUACUCUAUAUAUUGCUAAGUGGCGUGCCACCGUUUUGGGCAGAAACACAACAAGGAAUAUUUGAUGCUGUGUUGAAAGGAUAUUUUGACUUCGACUCCGACCCGUGGCCCCUAAUAUCUGAUAGCGCAAAGGAUCUAAUCCAGAAGAUGCUAUGCUCUCAACCUUCCGAACGGCUGACUGCUCAUGAAGUAUUAUGUCAUCCUUGGAUUUGUGAAAAUGGGGUUGCCCCGGAUAAGGCACUGGACCCAGCAGUACUUUCUCGCCUCAAACAAUUCUCAGCAAUGAAUAAAUUAAAGAAGAUGGCUUUACGGGUAAUAGCUGAAAGCCUCUCCGAGGAGGAGAUUGCUGGCUUGCGAGAAAUGUUUACGGCUAUGGAUACCGAUAACAGCGGUGCAAUCACAUUUGAUGAACUCAAAGCUGGUUUGCGAAGUUAUGGUUCCACCUUGAAGGAUACAGAGAUACGGGACCUUAUGGAUGCAGCUGAUGUCGACAAUAGCGGGACCAUCGAUUAUGGUGAAUUUAUAGCUGCAACCGUUCACCUUAAUAAACUAGAACGCGAGGAACAUCUCGUUGCAGCAUUCCGAUAUUUUGAUAAGGAUAAUAGUGGCUAUAUUACGGUUGAUGAGCUUCAGCAAGCUUGUACUGAGCAUAACAUGACCGAUGUUUUACUUGAGGAUAUAAUCCGAGAAGUCGAUCAAGAUAAUGACGGAAGAAUCGACUAUGGUGAAUUUGUUGCCAUGAUGCAAAAAGGCAAUGCAGGAGUCGGUAGACGGACCAUGAGAAACAGUUUGAAUAUGAGCAUGAGAGAUGUGCCGGCUGCUCUAUAAUUUCCAGUCACACGCAUCUUGUACAGAUUGUUCAGCAAAGCCGGAAGAUGGAAUAUCCGCAACAAAGCUUUCUGGUUUCGGUUCUUCCUAUGCCACCCCAGAAUGUCACUGAAGAAAUGGUUAUGGAAUGUUGUUUGUUUAGUGGGAUGCUAUUGGUUUAUAAUGCUAUAAGGCUAAAUCAUAAGCUUUUAAAAGACUCUAUGAAUACGUAGUGUUGCAGUUAAAUUACCAGUAGCCUUUUUAGGCAUUUGCAUGCUUUUCUCAAAUCUUCCUUUCCAAGGAAGCAUAGUGUUCCCAUUAGUUGAAAUUAUAUUUUCAUUCAAAUGGAUUUGUACUAUAAAUCGAUUUAUCAUAUUCAAACAUUAAGAUUUUGAAUAUUAAGAUAAUUCUAAUGAUUUUAACAA